Messenger RNA from Dioscorea cayenensis subsp. rotundata (Guinea yam), 804 nucleotides. RefSeq names its product soluble starch synthase 1, chloroplastic/amyloplastic-like. Gene Ontology annotation, cellular component: chloroplast. The record is from RefSeq and is a predicted model, not a curated record. Lineage: Eukaryota; Viridiplantae; Streptophyta; Magnoliopsida; Dioscoreales; Dioscoreaceae. The coding region runs from base 1 to 804 and encodes 267 amino acids. The transcript is spliced from 7 exons.
AUGGACACCAAACUCACAACAUCUAGUACCACAUCCGUGACUUUCAUGUCAGAAAUACCGAGGCUCCACAUCGGAUUCCCUGUACUCAAUGCUAGCAUCCGCCCAUUUCAAGACAAUCCUCCGAGUGGGAUUCAUGGCAGCGGAUCUCCGACCCUCGGAAUAGCAAAUGACAUUAAUGUUGAUAUUUGGAACCCUGUAUCAAAUAAACUUAUUUUGUUUAACUAUUUUGUUGAUGGUUUACAUGGAAAGAUUCAUCUUGCGUUGAAAAUUCAGAGCCUUUGCAAAGCUGCAUUACAAAAGAACCUUCGCCUUGCUGUCAGACCUCGCAGCCCAUUUAUUACAUUCAUUGCAAGACUAGACUAUCAAAACGGCACUAUUCUAAUUUUGUCAGCUAUGCCGGAGAUCUUGCAGGAUGAUGUCCAAUUUAUUAUGCUUGGAUCAAGAGAUCCACUUGCUGAGAACUUGAUGAGACAGACUGAGUCUUGUUAUGGUUAUUACUUCCGGGGUGCGUUGGAUACACUGAGCCUAUGGCUCACCAAAUUACUGCUGAUUAAAGUGGAACACUUUUUGUUGAAAGUUUUGAUAGAUUUUACUAUUGAAGAUGAAUGUGGCACUGGUUGGGCAUUUUUGCUGUAUUCAAAGGAGAGCAUUACGGACAACAAUAAAAACAUACAGCGAGCACAAAUCUACUUAAAAGAGACUAAUGAAGCGAGGAAUGAUGAAAGAUUUACAUGGGAUAGUGCUACUGCUCAAUAUGAGCGGAUCAUGCAGUGGGCUUUCACUGAUUUACCAUAUGUUGGAUGA